AUGGGGAGACCUAUGAAAGCAGGAACAAACGGUUGCAAUCGAACUCCUUCUAAUAAGAAGAAGGAGAAGGAGUCAAAGAAGAAGCUGAUUGAUGGGAACAGAGAUGUGGACCCUCAGCUAUGGCAUGCUAUUGCUGGAGGAAUGGUUCGAAUUCCAGAACUUAACUCUAAGAUCUUCUAUUUCCCUCAAGGUCAUGCCGAGCAUGCAUAUGAACCUGUCAAUUUUCCUGCUGACAUCAAAAUUCCAUCCCAAAUUCCAUGUAGAGUUGCAGCUAUCCAUUAUAGGGCUGAUCCUGAUACAGAUGACGUGUAUGCAAAACUCAGGCUUGUUCCUCUACAUAUUAGCCAAGUUAGUUAUGAUGAUGACCAUGUUGCUGACAUCCAUAAUAUGUCUGAAACUAAGAAUAAAUAUCAAUCUUACACAAAAACCUUGACACAAUCUGAUGCUAAUAAUGGGUGUGGAUUCUCUUGUCCUAAGUAUUGUGCCGAAACGCUUUUUCCUCCAUUAGACUAUUCAGAUAUGCUUCCUUCUCAGGACAUUUAUCCCACGGAUGUGCAUGGAGAAACAUGGAGAUUCAGACAUGCUUAUCGGGGCAUGCCAAAGCGGCAUCUGUUUACAACUGGGUGGAGUGACUUUGUGAACGAAAAGCUACUUGUUUCCGGGGAUUCACUUGUGUUUGUGAGAGAUGAACACAAUGAUCUUCAUGUUGGAAUUCGAAGGUCUAAAAAACGAAAUGACAGUGAAUUUAAUUUUUCAUCAAAGAGGAAACUUGGUAGUGAAACUGGAAUUUGUCUUGGACCAUCAUACGGUAGACGUACUUCGUCUUUAGGAGAGUUGAGAAUAAGUGAUAAGGUGAUGGGAAUUGGGAGAGUGAAGGCUGAAGAUGUUAUUGAAGCAGUAAAACUUGGUGUCAAUAUGCAACCGUUUGAUGUGGUUUAUUAUCCACGGGUUGGUACUCCCGAGUUUUUUGUGAAAACUUCUUUAAUUAGAACAGCACUUCAGAUUAGGUGGUAUUCUGGAAUGAGGUUCAAGAUGGCCAUUGAAACAGAAGACUCGUCAAAGAUAAAUUGGUUAAUGGGAACAAUUGCUUCUCUUCAGACUGCUGAUCCAGCAUGGCCCGACUCUCUUUGGAGACUUCUGCAGGUGACAUGGGACGAACCUGAUUUACUUACAAAUACAAUGCUGAAUAUGUGGCAAGUCGAAAUUGUAUCGGAAAUGCCUUGGUUCCCUUUUCACCCUUUGUUGUCAUCAAGUAAGAAACCGAGAUUGGCUCAACACCCAACUUUCCCCAUGAAUGGCCAAUUAUCAAUGCCAACUUUUCCAAAUGUUGCAAUGACUAGUACUGCAGGCAUGCAGGGAGGCGGGUAUGAUCAUUUUAGUCACUCUAAUUCAUGCUAUCACCUAGAAAAAAUUCCAUUAGGUCUCUUUAUAGCCCAACAAAGAUUUAAUCACGAUGCCUCAACAUCGACGACUGUCCCUAAUAGCCCAACUGUGCUAAAGGAGAGCAGUGGUGAGAAUGUUCCCAGUGAGAAUGUUUCAGGCUUCAUAUCAAUUUCUACACAACCAUCAGAGAAACUAGAUCAUGUGAAGCCGAAAGAGGUCAUGUUUUUUGGCCAGACAAUGGAUCAUGCGAAGCCGAAACAGUUGGUGCUUUUUGGCCAAACAAUAGUUCAUUCGAAGCCGAAACAGUUGGUGCUUUUUGGCCAAAAAAUACACAUUGACUGGGGAAAUGAAAAUGGUGAGGGGAAAAUCACUAAUUAUUCUUCUCAUUCUCCUCAACAAGACUCCUCUAAUGAGAAGUUGGAAUGUAAUCUAGAGAACCAAUGCAAAAAAGAUGCUUUGGAAGGAGAAACGAUGGAGAUUGAAGACUCAGGGGUAACUUUGGGGCAAAGCAAUGUUGUAUGUGUUUUUUGCAAACAUGCUGUUGAAUCAGACUGCCACAUGCUUCUGGAGUGUAAUGAAAAUGAAGUAAUGAACCCUGUGUCUGCAUUGAGCGUUUGGCUUUGCUCGCGGGUCAUCAUGAUGCUCAUUAAGCUUUGCCAUGAGAUUUCCCCCGAGGAUGUUCUCGUGCAAGGAUGCAAGAGUUUGUCGUUCCUUCCCGACAAGGGGGCUUGA
Vicia faba (fava bean) is the source of this 2115-nucleotide messenger RNA. The record is from the annotation of a GenBank genome assembly. Lineage: Eukaryota; Viridiplantae; Streptophyta; Magnoliopsida; Fabales; Fabaceae.